AUGGGGCAGCAGUUCACCAACACUGAAGGGGAGCAAGGGGAGAUUGAUGUGGCAGAGCUGCAGGAAUGGUACAAGAAGUUUGUGGUGGAAUGUCCCAGUGGGACCCUCUUCAUGCACGAGUUCAAGAGGUUCUUCGGGGUCCAGGACAACCAGGAGGCAGCAGAGUAUGUGGAGAACAUGUUCAGGGCUUUUGACAAGAAUGGGGACAACACCAUUGAUUUCCUGGAGUACGUGGCUGCCUUGAACCUGGUUUUGAGGGGGAAGCUGGAGCACAAGCUGAGGUGGACGUUCAAAGUGUACGACAAGGAUGGCAACGGCUGCAUAGACAAACCUGAGCUGCUGGAAAUCGUUGAGUCCAUCUACAGGCUGAAGAAGGUGUGCUGGUCGGACGUGGAGGACAGGACCCCGCUGCUGACCCCGGAGGAGGUGGUGGACAGGAUAUUCCAGCUGGUGGAUGAGAACGGGGAUGGGCAGCUGUCCCUGGACGAGUUCAUUGACGGCGCCAGGAAGGACAAGUGGGUGAUGAAGAUGCUGCAAAUGGACGUGAACCCCGGCGGCUGGAUCACCGAGCAGAGGAGGAAGAGCGCUUUGUUCUGA
Messenger RNA from Melospiza georgiana, 597 nucleotides. RefSeq names its product guanylate cyclase activator 1B (gene GUCA1B). Gene Ontology annotation, cellular component: cone photoreceptor outer segment; photoreceptor inner segment. Gene Ontology annotation, biological process: visual perception. The transcript has 4 exons. NCBI's taxonomy places the organism in Eukaryota, Metazoa, Chordata, Aves, Passeriformes, Passerellidae. The record is from RefSeq and is a predicted model, not a curated record. The coding region runs from base 1 to 597 and encodes 198 amino acids. Gene Ontology annotation, molecular function: calcium ion binding; calcium sensitive guanylate cyclase activator activity.